AUGGAGAAGAUGAAUGGUCUGGAAAAUGUUGAGCCUGACUUUAAGGGCUCAUUGGUGACGGUGAAGGGUGUGUUUGAGCCGGCGAGCCUAGUGGAAUAUGUGGCUAAGAGGAUCGGGAAGAGGGCGGCGAUUGUGCAGGUGGAGCCGCAGAAGAAGGCGGAGGAGGCGGCGGUGGAGGAGAAGCCGAAGGAAAGGAAAAAAGAAGAGAAAGCGGCGGCAGGGGAAGGCGAGAAGGAAGAGAAGAAAGGAGAGGAAGAGGCGGGCGCCAAAGAAAAGAAGGAAGGCGAAGAAGGAGGAGGAGCAGAGGAAGUAGCUGCCGCCUCCUCCGCUAAAGCGGAGGAGGCGGCCGCCGUGGCGGAAGUGGAAGAAGAAGACUCGAAGCUCGAAAUGAAGAAGAACGAGCUUUUUUACUACUACUACCCUCCCCAAAACUACUACUACCAUAAUCCUUCGCCGCUAAGGGUCAGGGUACGACUAUCUUCCACAGAUAUUCAGUGA
Molecule: messenger RNA, 498 nt
Organism: Ipomoea nil (Japanese morning glory)
Lineage: Eukaryota; Viridiplantae; Streptophyta; Magnoliopsida; Solanales; Convolvulaceae
Product: heavy metal-associated isoprenylated plant protein 7-like
Exons: 3
Coding region: 1-498 (165 amino acids)
Molecular function (GO): metal ion binding
Source: RefSeq, a predicted model, not a curated record